AAUUCUAAACCAAACAACAGAUUCUCAUAAACACCUCUUCUUCUUUCCUCUUUAAGAAAGGAAGAAAGAUCAAAACCUUCCAAAGUUUACACAAAAAGAGAGAACAAUGGCUCUUUUCGCCUUCUUGUUUAUGGCUAUCCUCGGAGUAAUGACGUCAUGUGUCAAUGGCUACGCCGGAGGAGGUUGGGUCAACGCACACGCCACAUUCUACGGCGGUGGUGAUGCUUCUGGCACAAUGGGAGGUGCUUGUGGGUACGGGAACCUUUAUAGCCAAGGGUAUGGAACUAACACCGCAGCGCUAAGCACGGCUUUGUUCAACAACGGUUUGAGCUGUGGUGCUUGCUUCGAGCUAAGAUGCCAAAACGAUGGGAAAUGGUGUCUCCCUGGCUCAAUCGUUGUCACAGCCACAAACUUUUGCCCGCCUAACAACGCUUUACCGAACAACGCGGGAGGUUGGUGUAACCCUCCUCAGCAGCAUUUUGAUCUCUCUCAGCCCGUAUUUCAACGCAUCGCUCAAUACAGAGCUGGCAUUGUCCCCGUCGCUUACCGAAGAGUGCCAUGCGUGAGAAGGGGAGGAAUAAGGUUUACGAUAAACGGACACUCAUACUUCAACCUGGUUCUGAUUACUAACGUCGGAGGGGCCGGAGAUGUCCACUCUGUGAUGGUCAAAGGAUCAAGAACAGGGUGGCAAUCCAUGUCAAGAAACUGGGGACAAAACUGGCAGAGCAACUCUUACCUAAACGGACAAGCUCUGUCUUUCAAAGUCACAACAAGCGACGGUCAAACCAUCAUCUCCAACAACGCCGCUCCCGCAGGCUGGUCCUUUGGCCAGACCUUUACAGGAGCGCAGUUACGUUAGGAAGGGGUGAUAUCGUCAAAGAAACAUCAUCUUUACUGAUCGUGUGGUUCGUCUAUGUUUAGUAGAAGCAAAGUAGCGAGAGAGGAGCAUAAUAGUAAUUUGGUCCUUUCUUACAGUUGGGGUCACCUGAACAAAAAGAGAAGUGGUGCUUCUGUGAGUGCUUGAUUUUGCACGAGGCCCUUGAUGACGUCUUCUUUGUUUUGGGGACCUUUUCUUUAUCUUUUUUUUUUAUAUAUAUUUUGAUUGGUGAGGUUUUUUUAUGUUAUACUGAUGCAGAGGUGGAUUAAGUUACCACCCGCUAGUAAUAGUAAUUGUAGUAGUCUCUCUUCUUGUUAUUUGUAAUCCCUUCUCGAAACGAGAGGGAUGGUGUUUUUAGAUUGUAUUAGUCUCGUUCAAAGUCAUGUAUGUUGUAAAUUUUUCGAUUUUUACAAUGGAUAUUGAAGAUUUGUUAUACUU
Capsella rubella is the source of this 1315-nucleotide messenger RNA. Its product is annotated as expansin-A1. The coding region runs from base 107 to 859 and encodes 250 amino acids. Gene Ontology annotation, biological process: plant-type cell wall organization. The record is from RefSeq and is a predicted model, not a curated record. Gene Ontology annotation, cellular component: extracellular region. NCBI's taxonomy places the organism in Eukaryota, Viridiplantae, Streptophyta, Magnoliopsida, Brassicales, Brassicaceae. The transcript is spliced from 4 exons.